AUGGGCGACGCCAAGAAGGACCCCAUCUCCUGCGCGUUGUCGAUCAUGCGCCGCAUGCCCCCGAACAAGAUCGAGCACAACCUGAGCGGGUUGCUGAACCUCGUGCCCGAGCACACGGACGAGCUGCUCCAGCGCGUGGACCAGCCCCUCGAGGAGGCGACCUGCGCCGAGAGCGGGCGCAAGUACCUGCUCUGCGACUACAACCGCGACGGCGACUCGUACCGGAGCCCGUGGUCGAACGCGUACGAGCCGCCGCUCGACGACGGCUUCGUGCCGUCGGCGAAGCUGCGGGCCCUCGAGGUCGAGGCCAACGCGCUCUUCGACGCCUACCGCGAGCUCUACUUCGAGGGGGGCACGUCCUCCGUCUACCUCUGGGACCUCGACGGCGGCUUCGCCGGCUGCUUCCUCAUCAAAAAGGGCGUCUCGGGCCACGAGUUCGUGUCCACGGGCGCGUGGGACUCGAUCCACGUCGUCGAGGUCGCCGAGGCCGGCGACGGCAGGGCGACCUACAAGCUCACGACGACGGUCAUGCUCUCCAUGGACGUCCACAAGCCCGCCGUCGGCGACUCGAACCUGUCCGGGUCGCUCACGCGCAUGGCCGAGAAGGCCUGCGCCGUCGACGAGGCCCACCCCCACGUCGCCAACAUCGGUUCCAUGAUCGAGGACAUGGAGACCGACAUCCGCACCUACCUCGACUCCCUCUACAUCCAGAAGACGCGCGAGGUCGUCUCGUCCAUCCGCAAGCUCCACAAGGGGCCCACGCAGGACAAGGGCUUCACCAUGAACCUCAACUCCGCCGUCCUCAAGCACGGCAAGAACCGCGCCGUCGACAGCGAGUCCUGA
Aureococcus anophagefferens is the source of this 843-nucleotide messenger RNA. RefSeq lists its product as hypothetical. Gene Ontology annotation, molecular function: actin filament binding. Gene Ontology annotation, biological process: cell morphogenesis; actin cytoskeleton organization; barbed-end actin filament capping. Bases 1 to 843 code for a protein of 280 amino acids. The transcript has a single exon. NCBI's taxonomy places the organism in Eukaryota, Pelagophyceae, Pelagomonadales, Pelagomonadaceae. Gene Ontology annotation, cellular component: F-actin capping protein complex; cytoplasm. The record is from RefSeq and is a predicted model, not a curated record.